This is a messenger RNA of Mangifera indica (mango), 2085 nucleotides long. RefSeq names its product L-ascorbate oxidase homolog. Gene Ontology annotation, molecular function: oxidoreductase activity; copper ion binding. Bases 301 to 1926 code for a protein of 541 amino acids. NCBI's taxonomy places the organism in Eukaryota, Viridiplantae, Streptophyta, Magnoliopsida, Sapindales, Anacardiaceae. The transcript has 8 exons. The record is from RefSeq and is a predicted model, not a curated record.
CAUACAAUGGUUACAGCUCAUAAACCAUUGGCUUCUCUGCACCUGCUCAUUACUCUCAAAUGUUUUUAAGAAUCCUCUGAUUCCCAUUCUUCUCUUCACCGACACUCAUGUCUUAAAUCUUAACCCACUAAAGCAAAAGAGAAAAAGAAAAAAAAAAAAAAACAAAAGUAGGCAUAGUGAGAGAGACUUUACAGGCACAAACAGAUAGAAUGUGUUCUCUCUAACACGCAUUCUUUCCUCUAUAUUUUUGCCCGUUUCCUCAUUCUUGUAGUGUUUGAUAAAGAUAAAGAGUUGAAAGAGAUGGAAGAUUAUAGAAGUUUAUGUUCUAUCUUGGUUGUGUUCUUGCUACUGAACUGCACUAGAGGGGAAAGCCCCUACAGAUUUUAUACAUGGAAUGUUACUUAUGGCGACAUUUACCCACUUGGAGUGAAACAACAGGGGAUACUAAUAAACCGGAAAUUCCCGGGGCCUCAAGUGGAAGCUGUGACCAAUGACAACUUAAUCAUCAGUGUUUUCAACAGCCUGGAUGAACCAUUUCUGAUAUCUUGGAAUGGUGUACAACAGAGAAGGAACUCUUGGCAAGAUGGAGUUUAUGGCACUAACUGCCCUAUCCCACCAGGCCAGAACUUCACAUAUGUUCUUCAAGUAAAGGAUCAAAUUGGUAGCUACUUCUAUUUCCCGUCUCUUGCUUUCCACAAGGCUGCAGGUGGGUAUGGUGGCAUCACAAUUGCCAGCCGCUCUGUUAUUCCUGUGCCGUUUGAUCCCCCUGCUGGAGAUUACACCGUCCUGGCUGGUGAUUGGUUCAAUAAAAAUCACACUGAUUUGAAAGCGAUAUUAGAUGCUGGAAGUGAUCUUCCCUUCCCUGAUGGACUACUUAUCAAUGGUCGUGGAUCAAAUGGGUACACAUUCACAGUUGAUCAGGGCAAGACUUACAGAUUCCGGAUAUCAAAUGUGGGGCUUACAACUUCCAUCAAUUUCAGAAUUCAGGGUCACAAAAUGCUUUUGGUGGAGGUGGAAGGAACCCACACACUUCAGAACACAUAUGAUUCCCUUGAUAUCCAUUUGGGACAGUCCUAUUCAGUGUUGGUGACAGCUGAUCAACCAGCACAGGAUUACUACAUUGUUGUCUCAUCUCGCUUCACCUCUCAAGUUCUCUCUGCUACCUCAAUUCUUCAUUACAGUAACUCAGCAGGUAGUGUUUCUGGUCCUCCUCCUGGUGGCCCAACAACUCAAGUCGAUUGGUCUCUUGAACAAGCUCGUUCGAUCAGGCGGAAUCUAACAGCUAGUGGACCAAGACCUAAUCCCCAAGGUUCAUACCACUACGGAUUGAUCAACACUACUCGUACUGUUAGACUUGAAAAUUCUGCUCCAAUUAUCAAUGGCAAGCAGAGAUAUGCUGUCAACAGCGUAUCGUUCAUCCCAGCUGACACGCCUCUUAAGCUUGCUGACUACUUCAAAAUUUCUGGAGUAUUCAGCCUAGGAAGCAUCCCAGAUAACCCCACUGGCGGUGGUGCUUAUACCCAGACUUCUGUCAUGGCUGCAGAUUUCCGGGGUUAUGCCGAGGUUAUUUUCCAGAAUCCUGAAGAUACUGAGCAGUCAUGGCAUAUUGAUGGCCAUAAUUUCUUUGUUGUGGGGAUGGAUGGAGGGGAGUGGACUCCUGCAAGCAGGUUAACUUACAAUUUGAGAGACACAGUUUCUCGUUGCACUGUUCAGGUGUAUCCAAAAUCAUGGAGUGCGGUUUACAUGCCUUUGGAUAACGUGGGAAUGUGGAAUGUAAGGUCUGAAAAUUGGGCUCGCCAGUACCUAGGCCAACAAUUCUAUCUUCGCGUGUAUUCACCUGCAAAUUCAUGGAGGGAUGAAUAUCCGAUCCCAUCCAAUUCUCUUCUUUGCGGCAGGGCAGUGGGGCAUCGAACUCAACCUCUGUGAAACACUGCAAUGCAUUACAAGUGGGUGACGAUCUUGGAAAGGAGUUCUAGUUUUUUUGCAGGCUUAACUCAAGCCAUUUUAAUUCUGCUCUGAAUAGUAGUGAGUUCUGUGUUUAUUAAUUAGUACAUACAUUUCCUGAUGCAAGAAUGAUUUUCCUGA